Molecule: messenger RNA, 525 nt
Organism: Exophiala spinifera
Lineage: Eukaryota; Fungi; Ascomycota; Eurotiomycetes; Chaetothyriales; Herpotrichiellaceae
Exons: 1
Coding region: 1-525 (174 amino acids)
Source: RefSeq, a predicted model, not a curated record
AUGUCAGGCUACGACUCUUACUACCAAUCCCAAUCCCAAUAUCCCUCGUACAGUCAACCUCAAGCCGCCAGCUCAUACCCGAGCGACGGCUUUUCCGAGUCCGGAGCUCAAGGAGGCCCAGGCUAUUACGAGAAUCAAUACACUCAGCAGCCAUACUAUGGCUACUCCGCCGACACCCGCUCCCAAACCCACCACAACGGCUACGGCUACGAUGCUUCUUCUUCUUCUUCCAACGCCCCGUACUACACCAACUCCAACAACUCGGACCCUAACGCGAACUACCACCAACCCGCGCCCGCACAGGAACAGGACCGCGGCCUGAUGGGCGCCAUGGCCGGCGGCGCCGCCGGUGCAUGGGGCGGCCACAAGGCCGGCCACGGGUUCCUGGGCGCGAUAGGCGGCGCCAUCGCCGGGUCUCUGGCUGAAGACUACGCCAAAAAGAGCCGCAAGAACAAACACAACAAGGCCAGCUUCGGCAGCGUCAGCACCACGGCCUCGAGCUUCUUCAGCAAUCGUAAGAACUAA